AUGGAUGUGACGACUGGAUUUACAUUCUAUAUUAUUUUACUGCAACUAUUUCACGCGAAUGGACUUUAUAUCUCCAAUAGCAUAGGUAUGUGGGAUUUGUGAUAUUAUAGGGUACGUUUUAUACAGUUGUGUGAAGCUUAACCUAGGCACCACCGUUGCGAAUAUGAUCUGAUCACGAUUCGACUCUUGAUGCAUGUCAAUUUCACAGAGGUUAUUUCGUAGCCCAGACAUUUCCAAUACGCUUUUACAGAAACAGAAAUAUCCUGGAGUUGGUAAGGCAUGGCAGUUUGUUUAUAAACAAUGCAGUGUCUCAGUAAGGUUUCCCUUUCUUUUGCAUGACACAAACUUUUCCCACAUUUAUUUUGCAUCCAAACACAGUUUACGUGCGCUCAAAUUCAGCAUGUAAAGAACAUUCCAAUGGCAGAUUGAUCACUAUUGAUUAGUCCUGAAUUUCCAAAUGUUUUGUUGAAGUUUUUACAGCAGUUAGGCUAUUAGUUAGACUAACAACAACGACCUCUCCAAAUAAGAACUUACGUUUUUGACUUGUAAAAUAAAUGAUUGGAAUUAAAUUAAACUUGACGCUUCAAUUUCAUUUUAUACUUAAAAUUACGAUCUCGAUUAUUUCAAGUUGACAGCUUUAAUCAUCACACUAUCUUGACAUAUGUACUUCCCUGCGUAGUCUGAAGUCGACAAAGUGAUGGAUGCAGUUUUGCUGAUAAAUGCAGUCUUGCGUAGUCUUGCUGUAAACAUAGAAUUUGGAAUGACUAAUAGUCAUUUAAUAGGAUAUCUAUGGCUGUGAACUUGGACGCGUUUGUUAUGAUUUACAAAGAAUGAUAGUCUGCCUACCUACAUACCGUGUAAAGACGCAUGCUCAUCUGCGCGCCGUGAACCGGCGUGAACACUUUGGCAAUUGGCACACCGAAGUUUAAAAAGAUGUUUGAUAGGCCUAUUGUCCAGGUUUAUUGUUGCCUGUGGUUUAUUUGAUAUGGUGUGAGCUAUAUUCACGUGUGUGCUAUAUUCACAGAUUCACAUUGUAUGAUGUCAUGUUUAUCAAGUGAGACCCAGCAUAUUUAUUUAUUUACCCAUGCUAUUUAGAUAGUAAAGCGUGUACGCGUGGGUGCGCGCGUGUGACUGUGUGCGUGUGUUUGUGCUCAUCUGAGCUCCUAUGCAUGAUUGUGUGUGUAUUGAUCUGUGUGUGUGUGUGUGUGUGUGUGUGUGUGUGUGUAUUGAUCAGUGUGUGUGUGUGUAUUGAUCAGUGUGUGACUGUCUCUCCCUGUGCACACAGAGUCUCUGCAGCAUGUCCUGAGUGAGUAUGGGGUGGUGAGGCCUGUGAACACUGACGCAGAGGGCCGUUUCCUCUCAGGUGCUGUCUCCGCACCUCAGCUUGACAGCCAGCAGCAGCAGGCCCACAGACGCUGGAGAAGAGAGGCUGCAGCUGCCUCAGACCCCAGCCAUGUAGACCUGGAGGAAGGAGAGGGCACAGCCAGGCACAGGGAGACACUCUUCUACAAUGUCACUGUGUUUGGCCGGGAGCUUCACCUGCACCUGCGCCUCAACUCCAGGCUGGUGGCCCCCGGAGCUAAGCUGGAGUGGCACGAGGAGGGCAGCCAGACCCGCUACGAACCUCUACGGGACAGCGACUGCUUUUAUGUAGGAGAGGUCACCAAUGUCAGGGACACGUCCGUCGCUAUCAGCAACUGUGAUGGCCUGGUAAGUGCUGCACCGUUGAUAAAUAUAUCCCUCAUGUAUAGUUAUUACACUGCUAGUACGCCUGUAGAACGGAUUAGGUAGCUUCAGUUGAUAGACAGAGGGGGCAAUGCCAUAGUAAUAAAGAUGGCUAGACUUAGGUCAUCCAAGAGGCAGGAGAGAUUGGAAAGUGGAACCCCUGCUCUGGCACAUUGUUAUGGUUGUGUAUCAUUGCACAGAAGGACUGAGAUUAUUUUCGAUGUAGGCAGAUGUUUUUCAUAUGGUCUGCAUCAAAAUAGAGGAUUGUAAAAAAUAAAAUAAAUAAAGCAGUAAUCUCAAAAUAAAACAAACUUCUCCCUGCUUGGCAUUACUGGUCGGUCUCCACCAGGCAGGGUGGCAGUAUUCAGCAUGCAGGUCAUUGCUGGUCGGUCUCCACCAGGCAGGGUGGCAGUAUUCAGCAUGCAGGUCAUUGCUGGUCGGUCUCCACCAGGCAGGGUGGCAGUAUUCAGCAUGCAGGUCAUUGCUGGUCGGUCUCCUCCAGGCAGUGUGGCAGUAUUCAGCAUGCAGGUCUCUGUGCUGUUGAAGGUGGGAGGCCCAGGGGAGGUUUUAGUCCCUGGAGGUUAACGCUUCAUAUCUCAGGCAGCUGCUUCAUCCCCAUCCCCUCUCCCGCCCACCCUGCAGGAAAUAAACCACAUCUCCUUAAUGAUCACAUGAAAUAGGUUGGCCGAAAUCCCCUCUGUUUAAUUAAAUAUGCUCCUUAGAGACACACACACUAUUACUCUCUCAAGGUAGGUUUCAGACAAGUCUGCGUUUAGAAUUAGCGAUAAAGAAACAAUUUGUUAGAAAAAGACACCACUGUGAUUUUCUCUCUUUACACCGUGUUGUUUCCCAUGUCCCCUGGACAAAUCACACUGCAGUGUUAUGAUCAGACCCUGGUUCAGAUUACAGUGUCAGAAAACAACUGUCAAGAGAAAGACCGGUCUUCAAACAUGGAUAGUCUCAUUGGCGAGUGUCUGUCCGUGAGUGAUUUGAAUUACUAUUUUUUCUCUGUGAGGAGUGUUCCAUUUCUCUGCUUGGAACACAUAGCGCCAGAGCAUGUCCAGACCCAGUACUGUACAGUGUUGUGACCAGACCGCUGUAGGUUUUCUAUUUCAAUCCCUCGGUCCACAUAGGUUUGGUCUACAUACUAUAGCUAGGUUAUACAGCAUGUAGUGUGCUAUUGUCAUGCCCCCUCCUACCUUCUGAUCAUUAGUAGACAAAGCAUAUACAGUGGAGAGACACAUGCGUCAUAUUUAUGCAGUGUCGAUACAUGACCACAUGACCACAAAAAAGGGUGAAACGAUUUUUAGGAUGAGUUGCACCUCCAAGCUUCACACUCACUAAGCUCCUCCUCCUCCAAGCUUCACACUCACUAAGCUCCUCCUCCUCCAAGCUUCACACUCACUAAGCUCCUCCUCCUCCAAGCUUCACACUCACUAAGCUCCUCCUCCUCCAAGCUUCACUUCACACUCACUAAGCUCCUCCUCCUGAAAGAUAAAUACUGUUGAAUGAUUGAAUGCUUAUGAGAUUCUACUACCAAGCUGUAAGGCCUGGGUCAUUGGUACUGCAGGCCAUGCAUGAGUAUCAGCAUUAGCAGACUGCAUCAGAGCGAAGCCCGUCUACAGAAAGUGUCUCAGAGAAGGAAAGAGUGCUGAUCUGGGAUCAGGUCCCCCGUGUAUUCAUUAUGAUAAAAAAUAUAAAACUGAUCCUAGAUCAGCACUCCUACUCCGAGAUGCUUUAUGAAUACGGUCCAGAGCAGGCUGCUGCACUGAGAAGGGCAGGGGCAUGAUGCUGGUACCGGACCCCUGCUAAGGGACAAAUGAGUAAGGGAUGCCCUACAAGCAGAGGCACAAGCUGUUGCCAUUGCCAUAGUGUCUGUAGGAGGAAGUGACAUCCACCAAAUGAUUCUCAGAAAAAAAGUGAUGUGUUGGUAUGGCCUCUUAGGUUAGAUUUAGUCUGAGUACCAGUCUCUUUAGCUAUCAUUCCACUCCUUGCCAGUCCUUGUCAUUGCCAAAAAAGACUGAUCUUUCGGCAAUCUCAAUGUUCAAUAUGCGCUGGAUUUACGGCAGAGUUGCUCAUUGGUUGUUGGUAAUAACAUUAAUAUUUUCCAUGACAUCAUGUGGAGCUUCGAAAUGAGAAUUUAUAACAAAGUCAGUUGUAUUUUGAGGCAUUUUGUGGUUGGAAUUGCAGAGGCAUUUUGUGGUUGGAAUUGCAGUAUGUAUUUAGUUUGAGAAUUUAGAUGUGAGCAUCUGAAUAAACAAAAAACAGUUGCUUAGCAACCGGAUACCAACGUGGUCUGUGUAGAAAAAUGUGCAUAAUCGUUGUGAUUGGAGGAUAGCUGUGAGGGUGAUCGAAUCAGGAUCAAAUCCUCUGUUCUCCUCGAGCUCAUUAAUGAUAGAAUGUUAAUAUUUAAAGAUGGCAGAAAGGAUAGUCUCCUUGGCACAUGACGUGGCGUACAGGGAGUGGAUUAGCUAAAGAGACUGAUACCCAGGCUAGGUUAGAUUGGGUGGCCUGAGCAAAUCUGUUGUGGCCUUGGCUACAGACCGUUGUCAUGGAAACCACCCUCUUAUGCAAUUUGUCCUGAGGGGUCAGCCUGUCAGUUUAAAGUCUGUGUCUGUGUGAUAUCUCUCUAUUAUUGUCCCUCAUCCCUUCUCUGUGUGAUCUGUCCUGCAUGACCUUGUUCCAGAGAUGCAUUGCAUUGCUGAAUUAUAAUUAAAUAUAACUUAUAUAUAACUUUCUCUGUGUUAUGAUAUCAGAGCAGUCAAUCCUCUACUACGGGGGUUCUUAAACUUUUAUAGCUCGAGACCCGAAUGAGAAAUUGACCAUCCUACCGUGACCCAAAUCGUCCUCCAAUGACACAAAUCACGACCCACCUCUCACAUGCCCAGGGCCCACUUUGGGUGCCGACCCAUAGUUUAAGAAAGCCUGCUGUACUACAAACAGUAAGAACAGCUGUUAGUCUUAUCCAACUUGCAAUCAAGCCACCAAAGAACCAUAAUCCCAUACAGACCUCAUGCUGCCCAAAAGUUCAGGAAGUUAAUCAAUUUUGCGCUGGGAUGGUUUCUGUGUUGGUUGGAAAUCCUUCAGCCUUUGCACGAUAUAGCCUAUGUCAGCUGUGUAUAACCUAGUAAUGAAGAUGCAACCUUUCUAAAGUCAUCCCAGGGGUCUUUUCUCAACACAAGCGCUGGAUGUCACUUAUUUAGUUGGGUUCACUUUUGUGCUAUAAUCAAGUUGUUCAUUUUGCUCCCCUGGCACGUAUGUGGCUGGGGUGUUUGGAGCUGUGUCCUGACUUACACGACCUCUGAGCCUUCUCAAAUCAAUGUUGGACCAGGGCUCACUGUUUCAGCCAUCUGUCGCCCCUCUCCCUGGUUUGGGCCAAUAGGAGCCACUCUCUUUGUGGUGUUGAGCGGGCCGUGGAGCGGGGUGAAAGAGGAACACUUGUCAGGUAGGGCCAUUCCAGAAUCCCCUGGCUCCGGUCUCUAUGGAGUAGCUGUGGCCUUUGAUUAUUCCAUUGGAAGGACAAAGUGGGGAACCCACUGUGACUGCACCGGCACACUUCCUUUCCUCUCCGCAGGAGUUUAGAUCCGUUUCUGUUUGAGUGUGGAUGGAAACCUCAGUCCUAAUUGUAUCUGGCUGAAGGCCCAGUCCAUCUGGCUGAAGGCCCAGUCCAUCUGGCUGAAGGCCCAGUCCAUCUGGCUGAAGGCCCAGUCCAUCAGGCUGAAGGCCCAGUCCAUCUGGCUGAAGGCCCAGUCCAGCAGGCUGCGUGUUACAUUAACGUUUCAAAGUGACAUAUUGACGCUCUUGUCAGGAUUUAUAGUUGCGAGAACAGGCCCAGCUGGAGUGAAAAGAGGAUCUUUGAACUGGAAGACUCUGCUGUAGAGAACAGGUCUACACACCUGAAUACAGCUGACCUCCUUAGAGAACACAACUCUCUCAUCACAAACAUGGAAGCCAAUAAAUGUCUUGUCAUGUUUGGUUUUUGUUUGCUUCUGUGUCAGCUUUCUUUCUGUGCCAUGAGACUCAGUCCAAUUACACAGAUUAAAUAUAUAUAUAUAUAUAUAUAUAUAUAUAUAUAUAUAUAUAUAUAUAUAUAUAUAUAUAUAUAUAGCGUUUGGAAGAAUUCCAUGACUGACACCUUAGCAUUUAGAGUUGUUUAUGUAUUUCAUGGUGAGUAGGAGGAGUGUGACCUGGAUAGAAAGAUGUUACAAAGAAAAACGUUUAAAAGGAAAAGCGUCUCCGGGCGCUCAUGGACAAAGGGUUGAGUGUGGCUCCAUCCAAAAUGCAAUGUGAAAGGGAUGGUUGGGAAUGAAGAAGAGGAGAUUGGGUCUUGAUGGUUCCCUCCUGAUCUGUCUGUAGUUACAGUAGGACAUGUGAUGUCAGCCACCUGGCUCGUCCAAUCCCUGCAGGAGGUGCAUUCUCCAAAAUGAAAACAGCAGUGUGCCGUGGAUGUUAAUCAAGAGAAUUCUGAAGGCAGUCAAUACAUGUCAGGUCUGACCCGAUGAUCCAGGACAUUUUAACGUGUGUGUGUGUGUGUGUGUGUGUGUGCGUGUGCGUGUGUGCGUACGUUCGUGCGUGCGUGCAAGAGAGAGGGAGACAGCUUGUGUGCAUUAGACCAGACUAGAGUAUAUUUCACUUGAUAUAGUUCUUGUUUUAUUGGGCUUUUAUGGUCGUGUGUUGAUAUGAAUAUUGAUGUGGUUGUGUUGAUUCCUGACACAUGUUAGUAGGGCUCCGCUGCUGCUGAGUUUGAAUGACAGCUUGUAAUGAAGAGUGAAGGGAGGCAGCCCAGAAGGGGUUUCAGUUUCUACUCUCUCUGAUGUCCUACAUUCCUGUUGCCAGUGGUCAACAGAGAAAUGAAGGAGAUUACUGGGAUGAACAUCAAAUCACAAGUGGCUUUGGCCUGCGCAUCAUAGCACCUUUGAUUCUUGCCAGGCUUGAAAAUGAACAUGGUUGAUGAUAUUUUAUUUAUUUGAAACUGACGAUUUUGACUUGUUUAUGUUAAUUCUUGACUUUAUACUGUAUCCAACUCAGGAUCAAAAUGAAGUUUGCUCCAGGACUCAUUAAUCCUUGAAUCUCAGAGAUUUGGUGGCACAAUCUGGGUGUCCAUUUCACUUGCCACAAUAACAACUGGCACAAAACACCUAAUCUCAGAUUUGAUUGAAUGUAAUCGAUUGAUAAUGUGUUAGAUUAUGUUGAAAAGGCUGAAAAUUAACACAGUAUCAUGAUUAAAUUUAAGGUUGAAAGGAAGCUUGAGGAACUUUAGAAAUCCCUUCUUUGGAGCAGUGUGAGUGAAGGUCAUGUAAACCAACGACCUGUCCAAUGGCAACUAACACUGAAUACUGUGAGUCAACAUGGCAAGUUUUUAAACACUUUUGGCCUUUUUGCAAUGGAAACUAUUGACACGGAACAUGAGGUCAUGCUGUUGUGCAACAGAAAUAUGUUUCUUAAUCAAGUAUUAUGGAUAUGGCCCCGUUUAGUCUUCUUAAUCUUCCCUUUCCAACACAUAGUGUGUGGAGACGAUGCCAUUGGGAAACAACUCAUCCACUUUAUUUCCAGUUUAAACACAGUAUUUUCUCCUUUCCAUGGCCCUUCCACUGAAAUAUAAACCCAGCAGUGAAAAUGGAGAGUUUAUUACCCGGGGUUAGAGGGCUGGAGGUUUUACAAUGGCUCUUUCAUUCAUAUCAACUUGAAAAGAUUACUAUUGUCAACCCUGUGAAAGCUGUCAUUACCUCAAAGAGCUGUACUUAGCUGCAGUAUACAUUAUCUGUCAUUUCACAAAGAGCUGUCCAUUGUGAGAGCUAAGGUAGUGCUCACAUGCUUCCACCCCCGUUCAGACAGACAGGCAGACAGACAGACAGACAGACAUACAUACAGACAGACAGACAGGCAGACAGACAGACAGGCAGGCAGGCAGACAGACAGACAGACAGACAGACAGACAGACAGACAGACAGACAGACAGACAGACAGACAGACAGACAGACAGACAGCAGACAGACAGACAGAACGCUGGCAACAAGGCAAAGUUGUCAUGAGUGAGAGCUCUGCUCUGCCUGCCUCUCAUUUGGAACAUGUCAUGCAGGCUUUGUGCUCCUCCUCCUCCUCCUCCUCCUCCUCCUCCCUACAGACAUAACUACCUCUGGAUUAAUGUAUUUUCCUGCCCCCUCACACACACACACACACACACACACACACACACACACACACACACACACACACACACACCACACGCCACACACACACUGAACACUGAAAAGUUAGGGUAUGAACAGCAGGUCUCCCGGGGCGACCAGUCUCUUAACAAGACAGCAGGCAGGCCUGACUCUGAGCUGGAAACCGGGACGGAGCUGCUCAGGCCCUCUCUCUUAGGCUCUGCUCUCCCAUUUCACUCUUGGCAGGCCAGGCCAGGCCAGGCAGGCUUCGGAGCCUCUCAGGCUUAUGGAAGAGCCAGAGUUUUCAAUGUGACAGUGAAGCUGGAUCACAUCUUCAAUAAGAUUCUGCACCAGCAUGGUUUAUGCUAACUUAUCCAUCAUUGCUCCUGUAAAGAUUUACAAUUUUUAUGCCAUUUUACAGCUAAAGAGUCGUGUGGGUAUAAUACCACUAAUCAGGUAGCAUACCCACACAACCACUGAUCCAACUGUGUUGACACUGUAGAAUAUUUCUGACAGUAAAGCUGGUAGUGAGAGCUAGUGAUUUAUUUGUGAUUGUUAAGUGAAGUUGAUCCCUCAAAUGUUAGUUUACGAUUUUCAAUUGGCAAGAGAGGAUUUGACAUCUGGGAAAGUUAUUUGUUGUUGAAGAGUUUGAUUUUAGAUUGAGGGUUUGGAUGUCUAUCACAGUGUAGCCAAAUGGAAAAAGUUAGUCUGCAAAAACCCCAGUCUUGCACCAUUGUUUAAUAUAUUAUAUAUAAAGUUGCUGCAGGAAAAGAAAGCCUUCCCUGUCACGUGGGAGAAUGGAAAUUCUUGCUUUCAAGACUGAGGUAUGUGCAUCUUUCCUCCAGCCCAGGGUACAAUCUUUCCUAUUAAGUCCUUUAUUCCCGAGCAUGACUCUAAUCAGCUGUUCGAGUUCCUGAGGUGAGGUGACUGAGCAACUGCUUUUCUGAGUGGAGGAUGUGUACUUAGCCAUGCUGCGUGGUAAGGCAGGUUAAGUUUGACUUCACAGUGGCUCAGAAAGCUGGCUGACCGAGGUGUAACUGCUGGUAUCAAUUUAUGCAGAGUCCGGUCCUUUCCUUGGUAAUUAUACCUCGGGAGGAUGUGACAGCUCCUUGUGUAAUAUUUCCCAGGAGGCUGUUAAAUGGCAGCCUCAGCAGCCCGUCUCUAGCUCAGUGGUUCGGGGUCAGAGAGAGGAGCAGUAUUGAGCUGACCCUGAACAGACCUGACUGUUCCAGUCUCAGUGUGUUUUAAAGUUUACAUUCGCAUCCCUCCUCUUCCUCGUUCCCCGUUCUCCAGGUCAGACACAGGAUAGGGGGCCACCUGGUUUGGGCUGUCACGCCACAUUUUGGCUGUCUGCAUUUAUGAAAGCAUUAGUACCGCUGUUUUGGCUGACCUAAAUUGUUGAUCAGUUGGUUGAUCUAAAUUGGCCCCAUAGUGAUCAACUCAUGUCUCUUUGCAGUCUCAUGUCAUUUGUACUUCUCAAUGUUGUCCUCUCUUCUGGCCGAGCUUCAAAGUGGUGGAGAUAUUGAUUAUUGUGCAUUUCCCUUAUCAAUUAAGUUAUUCUCAAAGUGUUAUUUAAAGUUGUUGUUUUUUCCAGUUAGACGCUUGUGAUUGUAGAGUCCAACCCCCUUCUCAUCUCAUCUCUCUCAGGCAGGAAUGAUCCGCACGGGGCGGGAGGAGUUCUUCAUCGAACCCCUGGAGCACCGAGUGGGUGGGGCGAGGGAGGAGGAGGGCGGAGACGGACGACAUCACAUCGUUUAUCGCUCCUCUGCCAUUAAGAGACCCCCUGUCAGUCAAACAGUGGACUCUUACCGCCGAGGUAAGAGGAACUUCAGAUACACCUCUACAGAACCUGCAUGCUUUUUUCUGACUAUCAGGAGACAUGAUGAUAGGUCAUAGGUCAUAGGUCGCCUUCACAGGUCGUCAUCAUCUGUAACUUUAAAUCAAAUCAAAUCAAACCAAAUUUAUUGGUCACAUACACAUGUUUAGCAGAUGUUAUUGCGGGUAAUAGCGAAAUGCUUGUGUUUCUAAAUUUAACUCCGACAGUGCAGUAUUAUCUAACAAGUAACAUCUAACAAUUUCACAACAUAUACCCAAUACACACAAAUCUAAGUAAAGCAAUGGAAUUAAGAAUAUAUACAUAAAUAUAUGGACGAGCAAUGUCAGGGGGGAAUAGACUAAGAUACAGUAGAAUAGUAUAAAAUACAGUAUAUACAGUUGAAGUCGGAAGUUUACAUACACUUAGGUUGGAGUCAUUAAAACUCGUUUUUCAACCACUCCACAAAUUUCUUGUUAACAAACUAUAGUUUUGGCAAGUCGGUUAGGACAUCUACUUUAUGCAUGACACAAGUAAUUUUUCCAACAAUUGUUUACAGACAGAUUAUUUCACUUAUAAUUCACUGUAUCACAAUUCCAGUGGGUCAGAAGGUUACAUACACUAAGUUGACUGUGCCUUUAAACAGCUUGGAAAAUUCCAGAAAAUGAUAUGAUGGCUUUAGAAGCUUCUGAUAGGCUAAUUGACAUUGUUUGAGGCAAUUGGAGGUGUACCUGUGGAUCUUUGCUUGACAUCAUGGGAAAAUCAAAAGAAAUCAGCCAAGAACUCUCCUAGAGUUGAACGUACUUUGGUGCGAAAAGUGCAAAUCAAUCCCAGAACAACAGCAAAGGACCUUGUGAAGAUGCUGGAGGAAACAUGUACAAAAUUAUCUAUAUCCACAGUAAAACGAGUCCUAUAUCAACAUAACCUGAAAGGCCGCUCAGCAAGGAAGAAGCCACUGCUCCAAAACCGCCAUAAAAAAGCCAGACUACGGUUUGCAACUGCAUAUGGGGACAAAGAUAGUACUUUUUGGAGUAAUGUCCUCUGGUCUGAUGAAACAAAAAUUGAACUGUUUGGCCAUAAUGACCAUUGUUAUGUUUGGUGGAAAAAGGGGGUGCUUGCAAGCCGAAGAACACCAUCCCAACCGUGAAGCACGGGGGUGGCAGCAUCAUGCUGUGGGGGUGCUUUGCUGCAGGAGGGACUGGUGCACUUCACAAAACAGAUGGCAUCAUGAGGAAGGAAAAUUAUGUGGAUAUAUUGAAGCAACAUCUCAAGACAUCAGUCAGGAAGUUAAAGCUUGGUCACAAAUGGGUCUUCCAAAUGGACAAUGACACCAAGCAUACUUCCAAAGUUGUGGCAAAAUGGCUUAAGGACAACAAAGUCAAGGUAUUGGAGUGGCCAUCACAAAGCCCUGACCUCAAUCCUAUAGAAAAUGUGUGGGCAGAACUGAAAAAGUGUGUGCGAGCAAGGAUGCCUACAAACCUGACUUAGUUACACCAGCUCUGUCAGGAGGAAGGGUCAAAUAUCACCCAACUUAUUGUGGGAAGCUUGUGGAAGGCUACCCGAAACGUUUGACCCAAGUUAAACAAUUUAAAGGCAAUGCUACCAAAUACUAAUUGAGUGUAUGUAAACUUCUGACCCACGGGGAAUGUGAUGAAAGAAAUAAAAGCUGAAAUAAAUCAUCCUCUUUACUAUUAUUCUGACAUUUCACAUUCUUAAAAUAAAGUGAUGAUCCUAACAGACCUAAGACAGGGAAUUUUUACUAGGAUUAAAUGUCAGGAAUUGUGAAAAACUGAGUUUAUAUGUAUUUGGCUAAGGUGUAUGUAAACUUCUGACUUCAACUGUACAUAUGAGAUGAGUAAUGCAAGAUAUGUAAACAUUAUUAAACUGACUAGUGUUCCAUUUAUUAAAGUGGCCAGUGAUUUCAAGUCUAUGUAACGCCAGGUUUGUGGGUUCGUUUCCCACGGGGGGCCAGUAUAAAAAAAAAUAUAUAAUAAUAAUAAUGUAUGCACUCACUAACUGUAAGUCGCUCUGGAUAAGAGCGUCUGGUAAAUGACUAAAAUGUAAAAAAAAAAAAGAUAUGGUACAUAGGGCAGCAGUCUCUAAGGUGCAGGGUUACAUAACCGGGUGGAAGCCUCCUAGUGAUGGCUAUUUAACAGUCUGAUGGACUUGGAUAGAAGUUGUUUUUCAGUCUCUCGGUCCCAGCUUUGACGCACCUGUACUGACCUCACCUUCUGGAUGAUAGCGGGGUGAACAGGCAGUGGAUCGAGGGGUUGUUGUCCUUGAUGAUCUUUUUGGCCAUCCUGUGACAUCGGGUGCUGUAGGUGUCCUGGAGGGCUGGUAGUUUGCCCCCGGUGAUGCGUUGGGCAGACCGCACCACCCUCUGGAGAGCCCUGCAGUUGCGAGCGGUGCAGUUGCCGUACCAAGCGGUGAUACAGCCAGACAGGAUGCUCUCAAUUGUGCAUCUGUAAAAGUUUGUGAGGGUUUUUGGUGCCAAGCAACAUUUCUUCAGCUUCCUGAGUGCUGAAUGCUGAUAAGCCUUAUGUGGGUCUCUUCUAGACAUUCAAUUUGUGUCCCUCUUGGAAUAUCUAUUGAACUGGCAGUGAAUUCUGCAUUAUUGUGCAUAGAGAAAACAAAUGUAUCCCUCUCCAUGCCCUCCAAGUUCUCCUGGUCUAGCCUGAUGAACAAAAUGAAUGCUAUCCAGAGAAAGCAUUUAAAUUUAACAUUAGUUUUUUCUGAUUUUAAGUGUUGCCUGAUUCUAAAAUGCAAUAUUUAGUUCACUGUAUACAUAAGCUGUCAUGAUAUUUGAUACACACGUAAAUACACUCUCUGGCAUGUCUCUACAGAGCAAAUCAGACUGGAGGAUAGUUCAACGCCCAUGUAGGACAAAGCAAAGGCUGCUAAACUCGAAUUAACCAAAUGUUCCACUUUUUUUUUCUUAAAUGGAUCUCUACAGUAUGCAGUCAUUAGACUUAUAAUAAAGGAUUCUCACUGGAUGGGAAAGUACAGUAUGGUGGAAUGUUUGUUUCUCUCUAGUUCAUGGUCUAAUCAUCAAACUAUUUACCCCCCCCCCCCCCCCGCCAUGACUCCCAUUUCACCCUGUCCAUUUCCUCCUCAGGGGUCAGAGUUCACCCAAACUCCCCUCACUGAGCAGAUAGAAGAUACAGUAAUCUGCGUGGGUGGAUAAAGACGUGAUAAAGUUAUAAAAGGGAUUCACAUGUCACUUCAGUUCCAACCACGGAGCUCAGCCUGAGGAUAUUGGGAGGCUAGACUUGUUUCUCAGUCACUUCAAAUUUGUAGGUUUUUUUUGGAGUAGUUCUAGUCUACUCUAAAAGACUAUACUAUACGAAAGACAUAUGUAUUCCGGGCAUUCUGCCAAGUUGGAUUGUUAUACACAAAUUCUCAUAAGACAAAUGCACACAUGCACACAUGCUCUCACACAAUUUAUAUGUACUUAAAGAACACGUAUACACACACUUACACACAUCAUUUUAUGAACUUCUAAUGGGGAAACUGGAGACAGGAGAAACACCCGCAUGAUGGACUUUGGCAUCAGCUGUGUGGAUUGGAUCGGAGGCUCAGAUUUAGUCGCACAAAUCCAUCAGAGGCGCGUCGGUCGCAGCCAAGACGAGCUGCAGCCAGCCAACUCCUACGUGGCAGGGCUGAGUGCUGAUGGGAUAUUAGCCUACAGUAAACUAUAUUCCUCCAGUGGAGGAGAGCAUGGCUGA
This is a messenger RNA of Coregonus sp. 'balchen', 13412 nucleotides long. The record is from the annotation of a GenBank genome assembly. Lineage: Eukaryota; Metazoa; Chordata; Actinopteri; Salmoniformes; Salmonidae.